Molecule: messenger RNA, 114 nt
Organism: Gongylonema pulchrum
Lineage: Eukaryota; Metazoa; Nematoda; Chromadorea; Rhabditida; Gongylonematidae
Source: the annotation of a GenBank genome assembly
GUCGAUUUGUACAUUGACGGAAGGAAAUUCAUUGCAAUGAAAGAAAAUCCGGAAAUUCUGGAUGAUUGGCCAUUGCAUCGCACGAAAGAUACGGUGACUACUAUUUCCCUUUGA